GGCUGACUCCAUUGAUCAUCACUUCAACCUUUUAUCUUUCGUUGAUCUUGCUUUUCUUCCUUUUUCCACUUUUCCCGGGUAAACCCAUGCGAGAUAUAUCAUCUAUCAUUCCUGGUUCCCAUCGAAUCAUAUUCGCCGCAGUUGUCCUUCUGGCGAUGGCUCCAGUGUCUUGGGCUCAAAUAGACCCAUUGACAGGGUUACCGCCAUAUGCUUCCCCUAAGGGAAAGACAACUGACAUAGAUUCAUACCCUGUGGCGCCAACAUCGUUAGAUUGGUCCACCUUGAUAGUUAGAAUCGUCACCCAAUACUUUCUAUGGUGGCUUCCCGACUUGUUCCUCAUGGUCUUAUGGCAAAGGCAGCCUGUGAAACUGUGGCUCAUACACAGUAUGCGAAAGGUUUUUUUCAACUGGAGGCCAGGCGCCGUAUUUGUACAAUCAUGGCAACCAACCGAGGCCACUGAAGCAUACAGAGUCAUACUUGGUGGUGAAAAGCUUCCCGGAUUGUUUCCCAUGCUGUUCACUCUCGCUACUGAUGGCUGGACACUUGCGAGUGGAGGACUGUCCGUUUAUACGCAAUGGGUAACUAGCAAUCACGAUGUUAGUGGUUGGAACGGCAUAUUUCGCUUCUAUAACCCUAUUGUACCGUCUAUUGUAUCAUUCAUCAGCAUAAUUGCAGCAUUAUGCAAAGCAAGCAACAAAGUGCGAAUUUAUUUGAUCGUCGCAGCUCUAAUCAUUUGGCCAGCUAUCUUUUUUCCUGUAUACAUUUUACAUGAUUCUAGCCACAUGUAUAUCAUGGAAAUCAUGGUGUUCAUCAUACAGCUUAACCCAUUCUUAAUUAUAGGAUUGGAGUUGGUAUCAAUGGUUCUCAUUGGAUUGGACCGUGUCUUCGCCCUUCCUGUUAUCGCUACUUCAGAUAUCAAACGGACCGGAUUUCCGUUCCCAUCAUUGAACAAUUGGGCUUUUGGAGGUCCUUUUCUGGCUCUUGGGAUUGUAACGCUUCUUUUCGCGGAGGCAGGCAUGAUGACUUCCGCAUUGGAGAUUAUGAAUUAUGUCAAAAUCUUACAGCAAAAAGUUGUAGCUCGAUUUAAAUCCAAAAAGGAGGAUGCACGACCUAACGUCUUACCCAUGCACCAAGUGUCGGACGAACCUAUUGAAUCGAUUGACAAAUCUCCAUUGGGAAAGAAAGAUAGUAAUUCAACCACCAGACCAUCCACUUCUGAGCCACCAUCUACUCAUCAGCGUAAUGGGUUACAGUCUAGCGUAGCACAAACUGUCAACCAGCCAUCAACGGCGCACCAGGAAGACUUGCAGAUAACGAGUGUACCAUCACCAACGCUUACAAAUUCCAAUAUUGAGCUCCAGAGCAGGUCCCCACCGCCUGCUUAUUCGAGUACCACUUCGACCCCGCGGGUAGAUGUGCGGCCACCGGUCCAGACUAUACCGACAGCUCAUCCAACGGAUAGCAUAGCUCCAAAUACGCAACUUGAUAUUGGCCAGAUUUACCAUUUGAUAACAGGAAGAAACACGGACGGCGCGCAAGUCGAUGCUUCUACGCGCCGCAAUACAUGAUCCUGCGAAGAAGGACGGCGAUCACCAAAGUAGUAUAGCUCCUAUUGUUGGCUUAAAACUAAUGUUUAUAAUUAUACUUCAAUAUCUGGCCAUAAUGUGCUAUAGUAGCUAUUCUCAUCUUGUAUAAAAUUAUAAAAAUAAUAAUUGCAACGGUAUAUGGACAAAUUAAUAAACCCAACACUAAACAAGUACGGCGGGUGGCACAACAAUUUGCACCUCAGAUUUUACCACGGUGGGAGGACUGCAUCCCAGCAGAGGUGGUACUGUCGCUCAAAAAGAAGUGUCUCGGAUGACAAAGUCGGAUUUGCGGAAAGCCC
Molecule: messenger RNA, 1885 nt
Organism: Umbelopsis ramanniana AG
Lineage: Eukaryota; Fungi; Mucoromycota; Umbelopsidomycetes; Umbelopsidales; Umbelopsidaceae
Exons: 1
Coding region: 87-1568 (493 amino acids)
Source: RefSeq, a predicted model, not a curated record